AUGGCCUUGAAUUUCGCUGCCUCCUCUCUUUCCCAAGUAUCUUCUUCUACCACCAGUCCUCCUCAAUUUCUAAUCCCAAAGCACAAGUGCCUCUUCAAGCUCUACCCUUCUUCUUCCUUUUCUUGUACUAAAGCAUCUGCUCGAUCAGAAGGUGCUGGAAGUGGAGUUACAGAAGAAGAUCCUCUUUCCUUUUCAGGGUCUCUGUCUUCCACACGCACACAGCUCGAUCUCUUAGAACAACUCACCUCUACCAGCUCAUCCGCUGAUGGAUAUGAGAGUGAUGGUAGUUCUGGUAAAAUUACAAUUCGUGAGCAGCUGGCGCGAUUGGUUGGAGAUAGAGAUGAUGAUUUCACCAUUUCAUUGGGUAAAAAAACUUGA
Molecule: messenger RNA, 378 nt
Organism: Dovyalis caffra
Lineage: Eukaryota; Viridiplantae; Streptophyta; Magnoliopsida; Malpighiales; Salicaceae
Source: the annotation of a GenBank genome assembly